This is a messenger RNA of Ordospora colligata OC4, 1830 nucleotides long. Its product is annotated as X-prolyl aminopeptidase. The record is from RefSeq and is a predicted model, not a curated record. The transcript has a single exon. Lineage: Eukaryota; Fungi; Microsporidia; Ordosporidae. The coding region runs from base 1 to 1830 and encodes 609 amino acids.
AUGGAAGCAAGAACUGAAUUACCAAAGCACAAUGGAAGCAUAAGUGCACAGGAUGGAGAAUGUGACAAUGGUAUAUUUGAGUUAAUGACAGAGAUUGGUGUGUCUGUGUAUCUUAAUUUUACAUCUGAUGAACAUCUGAAUGAAUACAUAGGGAAGGGAGAUGAGAGAAUCAGGUUCUUGACUGGAUUUUCUGGAUCAAAUGGAAUUGCAGUGACAUGCAAGAGUUCGGUGCUGUAUACAGACUCAAGGUAUUACAUACAAGCCAUGAAUGAAAUGAAAGCUUAUAAACUGAAGAGGAUGGGAGAGGACGAGAGAAUUGAAGAAUACAUUGAGUCUAUGUGUGAAAACAAGCGGGUGGGUGUGUGUGCAAAGCUUAUAAGUUCUAAGAUGUAUGAUGAUCUUGAGAAAAAGCUUACAAAGAAAGGAGUGAAGCUUAUGAACGUUGAUGUUGAUUUGGUUGAUUGUUUAUGGAAUAACAGACCAUCCAGGAUAUUCAAUGAAGUGUAUAGCAUUGAAGACAAGAUGAUUUGUGAGUAUCAGAUGCAGCUAGUGAAGAUGUGCAAUAAUGAAGAUUAUAAAAGAAAGCUUGAACAUGAAAUUAGUGAGAAAAGUACAAGUGUUGUUGGAAUGACAUAUAAAUUGAAGUUGCAGAAGAUACAAGAUAUUAUUGGAGGGAAGACGCUUGUUAUAACUGAUCUUGAUACGAUUGCAUGGGUGUUUAAUCUGAGAGGAUCUGACAUAAUGUAUAACCCGGUUUUUUAUUCGUAUUGCUUGAUUUCUGCAGAUAUUGUGAAACUGUUUGUGAAUUGGAAGCUUGAUAUUGAUGAUGUUGAAGUUCAUCCAUACGAUAGGUUUGAAGAGCAUGCUCGACGUGUUGAUGGGGAAGUGCUUGUGUCUGGAAGAUGUAAUGUAUAUGUACGAAGUAUGUUUGAGAAUGUUGAGUAUACAGGAAGCAUAAGACAACUCCAGUCAAUCAAGACUGAUGUAGAGAUUGCAGGAUUUUACCUGGCGUAUACUUAUGAUGGAAUAGCUCUUACAAGGCUAUUUGAGUGGAUAGACGAGAAUCUUGAUGAAGGUAUAACAGAAGAGAAGGUUGCAGAUAAACUAGAUGAGAUAAAAAAGGAGUUUGGUGGAUAUGUGCAGCCGAGCUUUGGUACGAUUGUUGGGGGAGGACCUAACGGAGCGAUUGUGCAUCACAAAGCUGGAUCCAAGGUGCUUCAUAGGAGUGAACUUAUCUUGAUUGAUAGCGGAUCUCAAUAUGUAUUUGGAACAACAGAUACAACAAGAACAAUGCAUUUUGGAGUGCCUAAUAGUGAACAGAAAAGAAAUUAUACACUUGUUCUGAAGGGACAGCUGAGAGCAAUGCAGAUGAGGUUCAAGGCCAGUAUGCCUGCAUCAUCACUUGACACCUUGUCUAGAAUGGACCUAAUGAAGGAAGGACUGGAUUAUGGUCACGCGACGGGACAUGGAGUUGGACAUUUCUUGUGUGUGCAUGAAUCGCCACCCAGCAUAUCAAGUAAUAGCAAUGAGACAUUGAUUCCAGGAAUGGUUUUUUCUAUUGAGCCAGGAUACUACAAGGAAGGGGAAUAUGGAAUAAGAAUUGAGAAUCUAGUAAGUAUAACUGGUGCUGAUAGUGGAUUUAACGAUGUUACAAAUCUUACACUUGUUCCAUAUCAGCUCAAGAUGAUUGACAUGUGCCUGAUUAAUGAUGAAGAAAUUGAACAUCUGAAUAAAAUCAACCUCAGAAUUAGAGAAUCAUUAGAGCCUUUCAUGAUUGGUUUACCAGGCCACAAAUUCUUGAUUGAAAACACAAUGCCUAUUCAAAAAUAG